UCAAUAAGAAAGGGUGUCGCUUUAGUUUCUUUGCUGGGUACAUUUAGAAACACCCAUAAGAAAUGGACAAAGGUAUAGUGAUCUGAAAAGCAAAGAAACAAAAAGGUUGAUAUAUACAUGCAAUGAUAUCCCAAAGUUUGAGCUUCAAAUAAGGCCAAUGCUCAUGAAGACAAUAUCCACAGUAUAACAUUUACUAAUCUGAAUCCAAAGCUCCUUCUAUAUAUGUUGUGAUUAACAAACUAUACUAGAGCACAUCUACAAGAGGAAAAAAGGACAAUCAAGAACAAAUAUGAGCAAGCCACAUAUUUUAGUUAUUCCUUACCCAGCACAAGGUCAUGUAAUUCCCUUGAUGGAGUUAUCACAGUGCUUAAUAAAUCAUGGCUUCAAAGUCACAUUCGUGAAUACGGAUCAUACUCACGAGCGAGUCAUGAAUGCCGUAGCUGAUGAAACUCAUAGAGGAGAUGAUCAGCUUCAUCUGGUUUCAAUUCCAGAUGGGUUAGAACCAUGGGAGGACAGGAAUGAGCUGGGUCAGUUAUGUGAAGCAAUAUACCGAGUGAUGCCUGGGAAGUUGGAGGAGCUCAUAGAGAAGAUCAAUGGAGGGGAAGAUGACAAAAUAACUUGUGUCAUUGCUGAUUUCAGUAUCGGGUGGGCUCUGGAAGUGGCAGGGAAAAUGAAUAUCAAAAGUGUUGCCUUUUUUCCUGCGGCAGCUGCAGUUUUGGCUUUGAAUUUUUCUAUUCCACAGUUAAUACAUGAAGGAAUCAUUAAUAGUGAUGGAACUGUAUCAAAAGGCCAAGUGAUUCACUUGGCACCAAACAUGCCCAUCAUGAAGACCGAAGACAUGCCGUGGUUAUGCUUUGAUGGCUUAGCCACUCAGAAAAUUAUAUUUCAAGUCGGACAAAGAAACAACAAAGCUGCGAAACUGGCAGGCUGGGUUAUUUGCAACUCAGCAUUUGACCUCGAACCAGCAGCAUUUGCCUUGGCACCCGAGAUUUUACCAAUAGGCCCUCUUUUGGCAAGCAGCCGGCUUGGAAAAACAGCAGGCAACUUCUGGCCAACGGAUUCCACUUGCUUGGAUUGGCUCGAUCAACAACCUCCCUGCUCAGUCAUCUAUGUUGCAUUUGGAAGCUUCACAGUUUUUGAUCAAACCCAGUUCCAAGAAUUGGCUUUAGGUCUUGAACUGUCCAAUAGGCCAUUCCUGUGGGUUGUGAGGCCAGACAUCUCUGAAAGUACUCCCUAUCCAGAAGGAUACCAAGAACGAGUAGGUUCUAAGGGAAUGAUGGUGGGAUGGGCACCCCAACAGAAGGUUCUAUCCCAUCCUUCAAUUGCUUGCUUCCUAAGUCACUGUGGUUGGAACUCUACCAUGGAAGGUGUAAGCAAUGGGCUUCCUUUCUUGUGCUGGCCAUAUUUUGCUGACCAGCUCUUUAACGAGGGCUACAUUUGCGAUGUUUGGGAGGUGGGAUUGAGGUUUGAUAAGAAUAAGAGUGGAAUCAUCCCGAAAGGAGAAAUCAAGAACAAGGUGGAACAACUUCUUGGAGACGAAAAUUAUAGAGCAAGGGCUUCUAAACUCAAGGAAAUGGCCAUCACUAAUGUCGAAGAAGGAGGCCAAUCUAACAAGAUCUUCAAGAAUUUAAUUGAAUGGAUAAAGUCGUAGAGGCAAGUUCAUACUUCAUAGUAUUUUCUUUUAUACGAAAGGCAGAGAAGUUCCAACAGAAAACACUUUGCCCAGGAAAUGUAAUAAUUCGUAUAACAUUUUCU
Molecule: messenger RNA, 1755 nt
Organism: Rosa rugosa (rugosa rose)
Lineage: Eukaryota; Viridiplantae; Streptophyta; Magnoliopsida; Rosales; Rosaceae
Product: UDP-glycosyltransferase 83A1-like
Exons: 2
Coding region: 290-1651 (453 amino acids)
Molecular function (GO): UDP-glycosyltransferase activity
Source: RefSeq, a predicted model, not a curated record